ACUCAUUCAAAAUUUACUACGUCUUGCCAACUAGUCUCUUCCGAAUUGAAGAUAUCUCUACAUAUUUCAAUUAGUGCGCAAUCAUGGAUCACCUCAAGGGAACAUUUGCACAAUGCAAGAAGGAGGGAAGAGUAUGUCAAGUUUUCGAUCUUCGGUUCGCCUUCGGAGGCUAAUCAUUUUGGUAGCCAGCACUGGUAACCUAUGUUACCGCGGGGUUCCCAACACCUCAAGAGACGGUGGAUAUUCUCUUGGGAAUGGAAGCUGGUGGUGCAGGUAUUUCUAUCAUGCUCCUAUAUUUUGACAAAUUGUAUUUUAAUAUAUUGUUUAGAUGUCAUUGAACUCGGACUCCCAUUUACAGAUCCAAUUGCCGACGGACCAACGAUACAAAAGUCAAAUACUGUCCGUACAAACCUUCACACUAUGAACACCAGCUCAUUGAAAACUCGCAGAUUGCAUUGAAGAAUGGCGUUACGGUUGAAUCAGUCCUACAAAUGGUACGGGAGGCACGAAAGAAGGGAUUGCGCGCACCAGUAUUGUUUAUGGGCUACUACAACCCAAUGCUGAGAUAUGGUGAGGAGAGAUUGUUGAAAGAUUGUAAAGAGGCUGGUGUCAAUGGCUUCAUUGUCGUUGAUCUCCCACCAGAAGAAGCUGUGAGCUUCCGAAAUUUCUGCACAAGAGGAGGGUGAGUCAUGUCUAAAUACCCGGUAUUGAGUUACACUGACAUGUACCUUGCAGAUUAUCUUAUGUUCCCCUUAUUUCGCCAGCCACCUCCAAGUAUCGGAUGAAACUCCUCUGCAAACUCGCCGAUUCCUUCGUCUAUGUCGUUUCUCGAAUGGGUGUUACUGGUGUUACUGGUACCAUGAACAAGGGGCUGCCGGCUCUUCUCGAGCGUGUGAAAGAAUGGUCAGGGAAUGUUCCCGCAGCUGUGGGUUUUGGUGUCAGCACAAGGGAACAUUUUUUGAGUGUAGCCUCAAUUGCUGAUGGUGUUGUCAUUGGAAGCCAACUUAUCAUAACCCUCUCAGAUGCGCCAGCUGGUCAAGGGGCUAAGGCUGUAGAGGAAUACUGUGCAUCUGUCUGUGGUCGAAGGAAUACUCCAACUAAUGGAUUAAAAACAGAAAACGGGGAUCACGUUCACGUCAACGGCGUAAUCAAAGAGGCAACUGGAGUCAAUCUGGUUGACCAACUCCAGGCUCUCAAUGCUGAUAGUCCUUUCGAUGCAGCUGUAUUGGCGGCACGAUUUGGUCAGUUCGGUGGACAGUAUGUGCCUGAAUCUUUGAUGGAUUGUUUGUCCGAACUUGAAGAAGGAUUUAAUAAAAUCAAGGAUGAUCCAGCUUUCUGGGAGGAGUAUCGCUCAUACUACCCUUGGAUAGGACGACCUGGACAGCUUCAUUUGGCUGAAAGACUAACUGAGCACGCUGGUGGAGCCAACAUUUGGCUGAAGAGAGAGGACCUGAAUCACACCGGAAGUCACAAGAUCAACAAUGCUUUGGGCCAAAUCUUACUUGCUCGAAGAUUAGGGAAAACCGAAAUUAUCGCCGAAACAGGAGCUGGACAACACGGUGUUGCUACUGCAACAGUAUGUGCAAAAUUCGGAAUGAAGUGUACUAUCUAUAUGGGGGCUGUAAGUAAACAAGUCAUUCAUCCCCUUCAACCUACUAAUCCCGUUCUAGGAAGACGUAAGAAGACAGGCUCUCAAUGUUUUCCGUAUAAAGCUUUUAGGUGCCGACGUCGUUGCUGUAGAAGCGGGUUCUAGAACUCUUCGUGAUGCUGUAAAUGAAGCACUUCGCGCCUGGAUUGUUAAGCUAGAUACUACGCAUUAUAUUAUCGGCUCAGCAAUUGGUCCUCAUCCUUUCCCAACAAUUGUCAGAACCUUCCAAUCGGUCAUUGGAAACGAGACCAAAGCUCAAAUGCAGGAGAAGCGUGGUAAGCUUCCUGAUGCAGUAGUUGCAUGUGUUGGUGGUGGAAGUAACGCCUCGGGAAUGUUCUACCCAUUCUCCAAUGAUCCAAGCGUCAAACUUCUCGGAGUUGAGGCUGGUGGAGAUGGGGUAGACACCGAUCGUCAUAGUGCAACUCUCACUGGUGGUUCGGUUGGUGUUCUUCACGGUGUGCGAACCUACGUCCUACAGAAUGAACAUGGUCAAAUCUCAGACACCCACUCCGUCUCUGCUGGUCUUGAUUACCCUGGUGUCGGACCCGAACUGUCGUCCUGGAAAGAUAGCGAGCGUGCGAAAUUCAUCGCUGCCACUGAUUCCGAGGCAUUCAUCGGUUUUAGACUCCUCAGUCAGUUAGAGGGUAUCAUCCCGGCGUUGGAAACAUCACAUGCUAUCUUUGGCGCUAUUGAAUUAGCUAAGACCAUGGAAAAAGGACAAGACAUUGUGAUCUGUGUUAGUGGGAGAGGUGAUAAGGAUGUGCAGAGUGUGGCAGAUGAGUUACCGACGAUCGGCCCCAAGAUUGGGUGGGAUUUGAGAUUUUAA
Molecule: messenger RNA, 2474 nt
Organism: Hymenoscyphus albidus
Lineage: Eukaryota; Fungi; Ascomycota; Leotiomycetes; Helotiales; Helotiaceae
Source: the annotation of a GenBank genome assembly